AUGACUUCUGCCUCCUCUCUCAGCCAUCUGGCAGUAAAAAAACCCAGGCUUUUAACAGGUUGCAGAAAGCCAUGGAGCUGGUGGGAGAGCUGGGCACGAGGCUCUGGCACAGGGCUGGAGGCAGUGCCAGGGUCAGGACAGCGCACGGUGAGGAUUCUGGAGGUGACAACUGGAAGGUCACCGCAGGGACUGGCCACUCAGCACCUCCUGCCCUCCAGCCCACGGCCACCAGCCGUCUCCUCCAUCCCAGUGCUCCCUAAACCCUCCGAGGCUGCCCUGGGGAGCACCCGGCAGGCUUUGGGGAUAAAGGAUCCCCCUGAGCGCGGGGUGCAGGAGCUCGGCAAGCGCAGCAGCAACGCCGGCAAGCGCCAACACGGAGGGACAAAGCAGCUGCCAGGGGGACAAGGGGGGGCAAAACCAACUUACAUCAAGCUGGGCUGCGCUGGUUCACGCUGGGAAAGCCCGUCCCAGCCGCCCAGGCUGCCCUGGCACACAUGGUGCCCUCUCCUCCUCCUCGAAACGCUUCAUCUGCGCCCGGGACUUCCUGGGAGGAGCCGCGGAGGCUGCGGGAAGGCAGGAUCGAGCUACGGCACUGAUGGGGGGAAGCGUACCGGGGAAAAGGAGGGCUCGGGUGGCUCUCUGGAUCACCGGGGUGAAGGGGGAGAGAGAGGGCUUUUGGAGGCUCAGAACCAGCGCUGCCAGAGGAUUUUGGCUGCCUGGAAAAAUAUCCCGGAGGAAAAAGUGAGCCACGGGGAAAGGAAGCAGCUCCAUCCUCUGUGGCAAAGGUUCCCAACCCUGACCUGCCAUCUGAGGCACCCCUGAGGUGACUAAGCAGGAGGGAAUGUCUGGGCGGGCAGAUGCAAACUCUUUGUUUUCUAAACUUCUGUCCGAAACCAACAGAUGGAAGGAAAAGUGUAAGAGUGUAG
Molecule: messenger RNA, 926 nt
Organism: Myiozetetes cayanensis
Lineage: Eukaryota; Metazoa; Chordata; Aves; Passeriformes; Tyrannidae
Exons: 3
Coding region: 1-822 (273 amino acids)
Source: RefSeq, a predicted model, not a curated record